Lecanosticta acicola is the source of this 661-nucleotide messenger RNA. Lineage: Eukaryota; Fungi; Ascomycota; Dothideomycetes; Mycosphaerellales; Mycosphaerellaceae. The record is from the annotation of a GenBank genome assembly.
AUGAAGUACGCUCUCGCCGCGAGUAUCCUGUUGGGCAGUGCACUCGCUGCUCCUGGAUAUUGGGAGGGCCAGUGGGAAGGCAAGCCGGAAGGCAAGCGACCUUGCUCGCAGGCUGAAGUCGCCCUUGCUACUGGCAUCCACUUGAACAUCAACGGACAAUACGCAGAGUACAACGGCACCGAGAAGGUGGAGCAGGCUGAGCAGGCUCACCCAAGCGGACCCAAUGCGGACAUCUACAAGGCAAUCGGCAUGCUCCAAUCUGACGUGCAAGCUGGAAUGGUAUCUAUCCUGCAUUUAUGAGCCAGCGAGCUUGUCUGUUCUUGCUAACGAAGGACAGAACAUCCGCCUUUUCAACCAGCAAAUCGCUCCUCCAGGCAACCCAGCUAUUCCAGGUCUCGCCCAGUACGCUGCAGCCGAGGAAACAGAAAAAGCACAGGCAGGCAAUUUGACAGGCACUUACGCCAUCGACGAGCCUGUCUUCACUAUGCUCAAGCAGGAGAUCCUGAAAGGAAUCGCGCUCAAUGAAGCCAACUUGAAAGCGGUAAGUCUUGACACCAAAUCGAUAUUGUGGACAACAACAGGAGUCUGAUGCGAAGUCUAGGCUAUCAGCGAAUGCGACUUCACACUUGUCUUCCCUCCCGAGAAUGAGAUGGGGUCCUAA